This is a messenger RNA of Spirometra erinaceieuropaei, 12917 nucleotides long. Lineage: Eukaryota; Metazoa; Platyhelminthes; Cestoda; Diphyllobothriidea; Diphyllobothriidae. The record is from the annotation of a GenBank genome assembly.
GGCCUCGCAGCCUGGUAUACGCUGACACCUGGUUCCCUGCCAGUAGAUGCGCUUGCAUUGCUUGUGAAUGUACAGUCGUCGGGCAUGACUGACCAGUCACCCUCGUACUUCCUACCCCUGUUGGGUUCCUGUUGUUGUUGUUGUUGUUGUUGUUGUUGUUGUGGGCGAAGUUUAUAUUGAGGACCAGAGGGUGUUGUGACACGCCUAGUUGUGGGUCCGGCCUCCCGUCUUCCUGGCACUGUCUUGACAGCGGGUGCAGGUGGGGGCAGUAGGAGAGAAUGCGGUAGAUACUGCGUAUAGUCUACAAUCACCAUAAACGAAUUCACGCGCAAGUUAACGUGACUGCUGCAUUUCGCUGUGUAGCACACGGUGGACAUCGGCGGCUCCGACGGUUGAACCACAUAUAUUCCUACGGCAGAUCCAUUUGUAAUUCUUGUAAAUAUAUCUUAGGAUUUGUGCUCAGAAAAGACUUCAAUGAGUAUGACGAGCCCGCAUGAGUGAUUUCAAUGGCCAUGAUGAAAACAGAUGAUCGAGCAUUGCCCUGUUGGUGAAUUCGUUGCAACCAGGGAUACGAUUAUCCGGAUCUACACUCUCAACUUGGGAAGGCCCUGCUUCAUGCUGCGUGCAAGGUUGAGAGUCAGUUAUCGGGGACGCACCUCGAGUUGGUUGUCCCUAGAUCGUGAGGCGCCUACGCGUCUGCUGAGGUAAAAUAGAUCACGCUCGACAAAUGACGCAGCAUCCAUCGAUCGCAGUCCGUACACGUAGAUUUCGCCAGAUGGCCGAACGCUGAAUGCGAGUAGAGGUGCCCCCGGAUGACCUUGGCAGAAUCAGCGGCGUGCGCAAUUGAUGCGUUCGUACUUCACUGAACAAUGGAGUGUCCAUAAAAUCGGCUACUCGGCAGAUGCGCUGGACCAACACGCGGACUAGAUUGGGGUCUGUCUGGCAUCAGAAGGAAAAGGGGCACUCAGCAUUCGUCAAACGAAUUACGAAAAGCUGCAGAGCAUGCGGACGUUAUUAUUAUAAACAUGCACAUGGUGGCACAGGAAUUGCAGUCUAUACAAAUGUCACCCUUUGUGCGUUAAUAACUUCAAUCUUUUGCUGUCCUUGAUCGAAAGGAGAUCCAAAAUCUCACGUGAACAGUCUCUCGAUUCAGCGAUCGAGUGUUUCUCCUCACAUCAAAAUGACACUGAUAAGAAAGCUUUAUUUUUGAAAAAAUAAAUAAGUUCAGACUCCAAAGUUGCCACUAAGCGUAACCCCAAUCUAUUUAAUUCACUCCUAAUGAAAAUGCAGUUUGUUAACGCAGAUGCUCCGCGAAGGUUUCAACCUUUUCUGAUUAGUGCGGUGCACCUUUUAACUAUUCAGAUUUAACCAGCAAUCACACCAAAUGGGUUAGUCAUUGUUUUUUCCAUUUUUCUUGUCUUCGGAAUCAACAGGAAAGCCUGCAGUGACGUGGCAUAGGCGGCACUGUUCAUGAGUGUAACACAGCAGCAGAUUUCAAAUAAUUCACUUUGACCCAUUUGUGAACAACUCGGUGCAUCGAUGGGAUUCGAACCGACGACACAGCAAAGGGUGGCUUUAGUACGGCCAACGCUCUGGCCACCUGAGCUACGAGGCCCCAUCGAACGACACGAAUUUAAUCACAUCUGCCUUAACACCCAUAAAUUACGGGAGCAUGAUAGCCGCAAUCUGGUGAAUUCUAGAUGUAUUAAUUGGAAAGUCCUGCUUAGGCAGUCAAAUUACUGUGUCAGAUUUGGUGGAUACCGGACCUUGCAGUAGGUUGGGCGGGUAAAAUUGACGCAAAUGUGAUUCAACUCACGUAUUCAGGUGGACCCUCGUAGUUCAUGUGGCUAGAUUGAUGGCUGUACUAAAGCGCCCGCUUUCUGUAGCAGGUUCGAAUCUCACUGUGACACCGAGGUUUUACAGUUCGAUCGAGGUGGGUACGUGUGUCUUUAGGAAAUAUAUUCUUUAAGCUGAAGGGGCCCUCGAUUCUGACGGAUAGGCAAUUUGAGACCAUACAGUGGUUGUACCUGCCAAUGUGGCACAACACUGAUAUGUCAGAUAAAUUUCCCGCAGGCAGGUUGCAAACCUGUAGCCCUGUAUUACGUCCAACGAACGUAGUCGGUCUACGGAAGAUGUUGGCGGCAUGUACGCUGUCUGUCUCCGUAGCAGAAACUGAUCCGUCUUUUCCUCUGAAAAAAGAUUUAGCGGUUGGGCCGUCUCGGGAUUUAUGCUUAGCAAAGAUUUCACCGAACACGACGAGCUCACAUGAAUGAUGUCAAGGGUACCUGAGGAAAAGCAUGUUCAAACAUAACCCUGGUUAGUGAUUUGGUUGCAAACAGAGAUACGAUUAACUGAAUCGGCACUAUCACUGGAAUCAUUAACAAUAUGCAGGCUCAGGAAACACGGCGGAUACUUUCAAAGCACCUGGUGGAUCAGCUGAUGUUAGCAACGACUUGACAGCUUGGACCUGGUCGUUGAAGAAACCACUGGAGACGCUCAAAAAGAUCGUUGGAGCUGCAGGCAUUCGCAUGUAAACUUCUGCAUUUCUUGAUGCUCCUUCUAUGACCCGCAAAUUAAGAAAUAUACGACUUGCAAAUUAACCUGUUUUGUCGUUUUUAUGUAAAACGUCCAAUGGGUGUGCAGUGCCCAACAUCUAAGGUGACCGAUUAUAAAUGAUGUGUUUACCUCUGCAAGGAAUGAAAUACAUGAACCAGUUAUUUUUUACGAGGGAGAUACUCAUUUUCGGGAGUACAACUAACGGCGGCGACAGGCUACAGGAACAGUUAGAACGUGGAUGGCGGACUUGGAAUUAUGCAUUAAGACAGAUGUCACGAAGUUUGAAUAGUGUCACACUCCUAAAAGCAAAUGUAGCCCACCCCCAUGAAAUGCGAUAUACUAUUGUGUGAGUUGCUUUCGGCUCUCGCUAUUGAAGGAAUUCGGCAUAUGUGAUUAUGACCUGAUAUUUCAUGAAAAGUCACCUUAGUUUUCGGUCGACGGAAGAUGUUGGUGGCAGGUACGCUGUCUGUCUCCGUAGCAGCAACUGAUCCGUUACUUCCUCUGAGAAAGAUUUAGCGGUUAGGCUGUCUCGGCACAUAUGCUUAGCAAAGAUUUCACCGAGCACGACAAGCUCACAUGAUUGAUGUCACGGGUACUUGAGAAAAUGCAUGUUCGGACAUAACCAUGAUUAGUGAUUAAGGUGCAACCACAGAUAUGGUUAACUGAAUCGGCACUAUCUACGUGGGAAUACCCUGUUUUAUGUUGCGUAACCGGUGGACAGUCAGGUAUCAGGCGCGUACCUCGAGUUGGUGGUCCCUGGACCGUGAGGGGGGCUGCGUGUCUGACGAGAGAAAAUCGAUCGUGCUCGAUGGAUAAAGCAGCUGGCAGAUUUCGCCAGAUGGCCGAACGUUGAAUGCGAGCAGAAGCGCCCCUAGAUGACCUUGGCAGCGGGUAGUCAGCGGCGUGCGUAGUCGUGGAGUGUGUACGUCACUGAACAAUGACAGUGUCCCUAAAACCGCUCAAGCGGCACAUGCGCUGAAAAACAUGCGGGCUAGGUCGGGGUUUGCUUGGCGUUAAUUGGAAACGUGCAUUCAGAGGAUGCCAACAUUGGGUCCGACUUUCAGACAUACGUAGACUUUUGCCUUGCUAGAUAUCCACAUUUCCAUUUAAAAUGUCAGAGUCGAUUAUGAAAACAAAAGGCUGUGUUAUUACUUAAAACACGGGUAGAUCGCCGUCAGUCACAUUUUGGACAUAUCUACUCGACAGAUCAUAAAACGAAUUGCGAAUAUUUGCAGGAGUGCACACGUUAUUAUUAAGAAUAUGCGUGUAAUAUUAGAGGAAGUUUAGCUUUUGCAUAUUACACCCUCUGUUCCUUCACAAAUUCAAUUUGUUGAUUUCCUUGUUCGAAAAUGAACUUGAAACUUCUAGUGAACAUUAUUUUGGCCCUAGUGAUCGAGUGAUUUUCUUCACAGUAAAAUUACACUGUUAAGAAAGCUCCAGUUCUGAAAAUUAUGUGAUAUCGGUCUCCGAAGUUGUUCCUAAGAGAAAACGCAGUCUUCUCUAUACCUACAUGAUUACCUCCGACAAAGAAGGCAUUAUUAUUCAGUUAUUGUAAAUAUCUAUAAUUUGCGAUCAGAAGUCUUCUUACGUUCAACGUGAAACAAAUGCGAUGGAGCUGUGAUUAACAACGAAACGCGCCAGUCCAAGGCUAAAUUAGCGCCCAUUCGUCAAUCUGUAUUAGUGUUCCACCGAACAUAGGUGCAAUAUGUCCAGUCAAUUGCGAAUUCACUGAAUGAUCACGUGCAAUACGAGUCUCUAACGUACUUAAUGAUUUCAUUUUUUUAAAUGUGUGUGUUUGUAUUUUCGCAUGAAUUUGAGAUGCAUAAUCCACGGCAGCAAACCAAGGAGGAGGAAGAGAAGAUGCGGAAAAUGAAAUAAUGAUUUCUGAUUUUAGAACCCUUGUACAUUGAAAGGGUGAACACACACACACACACACACUGAGUUUUAAAUUAAGCACAGUCAUAUACAGGUGCUCGCCUUCAAGUCCGUCAACGGUGAAGUCGACGAGCUCCGUAAGGAGUGGAUUUACAUAUGAUAAAUUUCGUCGUAGCGGAAUGUGCAUUAAAUAAACAAACUGUUUAUUAACAUCCUACUGUCCUUUAAUAUAGAAACAGUCUGACAUCCGACGAUCGGACACGGAUAUGUGCAUCCGUGUGGGACAUUUAGAGAGGGAAAUCGGUGCUAUAAAAUAUCUAAAUGGCAGACAGCCCACAUGUACACGGAUGCGUUCACAGACUAUUCAAGUAUUGUGAAUUAACACGAAUCGGGUGCGCGGUUUAGAUUGCGGGGUGUUUGAAACGACCAAGUGCUCAGAUGGCUAAACAAGAUACUGCCGGUUAUGUCGAUGAUAGAUAGGUGGAUAUUUCUCAUUGGUGGAGAAACCUUGGUACUACUGCCAGACUUAAACUAAACACAACAAAAUUGGCAGAUGGCAGAGUUUUUAGUGUGUGCUUUUUAAUGCAUUAAAAGGCUCCUUGCAGGUAGACCGCACACAGGUAUACACAUACCUGCACAAUUAAUUAAAGCCUUGAGAAUCGAAACUAACCGAAUGUGCGAUAUUGAUAGAAUGGCGCAUUACACGACCUGGUAAUUAAAUGUCCAGAAAAGGUACUGCCAGUUAGGACUACGCCGGAGCAUUGUGAAUGGUUCAGCGGUAGUUCUAUUAGACAAAUAAUCAACCAGGAUCUCUCAACUUUGCCAAUCUGAACAGAUCGGGGUCCGUCUGGCAUUAAUUGGAAAGGGACACUAAGCAAAUUUCAAAAUUGUGUCGACUUCAGCCUGCCAGGCAAACCGCAUUUCUAACGAAAAUUCCCGUUUCCAAAGUCAAACAAUCGCCAAAGUCGGUUUUUAGAACCAAGGAUGAUGUUAGUAUUUAAAAAACGGCUAGAUCGAGAACAGUCACAAUUUAAACAUAUUUACUCGGGAAAUCGUCAAACGAAUCAAGAAAAGCUGCAAUGAAUGCGGCUUCAUCAUUAUGAACAUGCGCAUGAUAGCAUAGGAAUUGCAGCUUAUAAAAAUUUCACCCUCUGUACGUCCACGACAUCAGUCGGUUUCUCUCCUUCAGCAAAAAAGAAUCCGGAAAAUCAAGUGAACAUUAUUGUCGCUCCAGCGAUCGAGUGAAUAUACUCACACCAAAAUUACUCUGUUAAGAAUGCUUUACUUCUGAAAAAUAAGUGGGUUCAGUCUCCGUUGCUCCUAAGCCUAACUGGUGGGAUUCGAACCCACGACAGUCAAGAGAGGCUUUAGUACAGGCAACGUUCUAGCCACCUUAGAUACGAGUCCCCCCGUACGACGCGAGCGUAACCACAUCUAAAUCAAGUUUACCCGUCCGAUCUAAUUCAAGGUCUGGUAUUCACCAGAUCUGAUAAAGAAAGUUGAUUUCCCAAGCAGUAUUUUCUAAUUUAUUCAUCUAGAAUUCACCUGAUGGCUACGAGUCUCACGUAAUUCAUAGGUAUUAUGGCAGGUACGAUUAAUUUAGCUUCUUCCGGUGGAGUCUCUUAACAAGUGUGACUAGAGCGUUAGCCGUAUUAAACUUCUCCACCGAGAAGCCGAGUAUUUCAUAUCCGCAUCAAAAUAACGCGUCUUUUUUCUUGAGUUUAAUACGGAGAUAGCGACAAUAGUCGGCCAAGCUGCAAUAGGCGCGCCUUGCGAGUCAAAAUAAGGAGAUAUGGAUUACUUGACAUAGUUAAACCCUUGCUGUCGUGGGUUCGAAUCCCACCGUGGCACAGAGGUUUAAAAAUUCAAUCAACGUGGAUGCGUGAGACUUUAGGAAAUACAUUCUGUAAGCUGAAGGGGCUCUCGGUUCUGACGUGUAGGCAAUUUAAGACUAUACAGUGGUUAUACCUUCUGGUGUGGCACAACACUGACAUGUCGGGUAAAUUCCCCGCGAUCUGGUUGAAAAGCUGCUGCUCUGUGUUUCGACUAACAAACAUUGCACUCAUUGCAUUAGGGCAAAUGUCAUUAUUCAAAAACCAAGAGACAGACGCGAGCAGAUCACGCCACUCUAGGUGCACUGAUUUGUACUAAAAUCUACUGUUCCUAUGCAGAGGGGGGAGCUGGCUGGGUAGUGUUUCCUGUGUGCAGAUUGCAGGCACGCCCGCGUUGCGUGUUAUCAGGGUGGGGCAUCGAUUUCCGUGAAAGAAGAGGAUGAGGCACUCUCUACUCGAUCUCCUUUUCAGUCUCACAGCGACUGCUGCCCUGAAUUACGCUAGCCCUUCGCCUAAGCUCAAUGUAGCCACAGGUGAUCCAGAUGCUGGUGUGGAAUUGUUGUCUUUCAGCGGCUGAACGUUACACUAAGUCUCCUUUAGAGCGUGUUAUCGAUCAGAGUUAGGCAAACACCAAGCAAAAUCGCACUGCUUGAAAACUGCACAACCUUUAUGAAAUACAGGCUUAAGAUUUUAUCCUGGGAAGGAUAAACGACGGUGGCGUAAGUGACAGAGUAAGAGCGAGAAAGAUUAAGUCAGAUGAUGCGUCGGCUCCACGGUGGCAUGAAGGCGCGAGACGCAGACAAUGGGACAUAACAGGAGAAGUCAAGGUAAACGACCCCCGGGUAAGCUUAAAAUUGCCUUGUUGUCUUUGUCCGCUCACCAUCUCCAUUUAAGAAACGACCAACCUCAGCGACUAGACAACAUAACGGUCGCCGCCGCCGCCGCCGCCGCCGCCGCCGCCGCCGCCGCUGACAAGAACUGCUCCGUGGAGAACUGUUAGGACAAAAUCCAGUCGCAGGCGCUGGCCGUCCUCGGUCGCGCAUCCCGCCAUCUACAACUACUCUCCGAGAAGGACUGCCUGCUAAAAGCCUACAUAGACCACCCCACCGACGAAGACGACAACAAAGCAGCAUUCUACCGUUGCCGCCGCUUUGUGCUACAGCGUCUGCGCGAGAUGCAGAACGCACGGUUGGCCCGCAAGGCCAUGGAGAUCGAAGGGCCCGCGCGACCACAACGAAUGGAAGAACUUCCUCUCCGCCAUCUACUGUCCGCCCGCUAAAGGUAUUGCACCUUUCCUCGGCGCCGGCUGAAAAACCCCACUCACCGAGAAGGCACAAAUUCUGCAGCGAUCGGCCGAAUAAUUCAGAGGCUUCCUCAAUCGCCCCUCCAACAUCUCCGACACCGCCAUCGCCCGCCUGCCCAAUUGAAGACCAACACUAACUUCGACCUCCCACUAUCUCUCCACGAGACUAUUAGGACAGUGCAGAAGCUCUCCAGCGGGAAAGCGCCCGCAUCGGACGCGAGCUCUGUGGAGGUCUAAAAGCACGAUGGUCCCCAAAUCAUGGAGCAUCUGACAGCACUGUUCCAGGAUAUGUGGCGUCAAGGAGAAGUCCCGCAGGAUUUCAAGGACGCCAACAUCAGCCACCUAUACAAACGGAUAGGAAACCGCCAGAUCUGCGGCAACUACCGAGGCAUCGUUUUGCUGGACAUUGCCCGUUAGAUAUUCGCUCACAUUCUUCUCAACCGCCUGAACAAUCACUUGGAUUAAGGUCUUCUGGCGAAUAGUCAGUGCGGCUUUCGCCGUUAUCGUGGCACCAUGGACAGGAUCUUCGCCCCCCCCCCCCUAGCUGCAGUUGAAGCGUCAGGAGAUGCGGACCCAACUGCACUUUUCUUUCGUGGAUCGGACGAAUGCAUUUGAUAGGGUGAAUUGUGACGAAAUGUGGAUAAUCAUGCGGUGAUUUGGCUGUCCGGGAUGAUUCAGUCAGAGGGUGCGUCAGCUCCAUGAUGACAUGAUUGCACGCAUCACGGACGAAUUCGCAGUAUUAUGUUCCCCUCCAUGUUGAUGGACGCUAAACGCGACGAACGCCCCAGGAUCCGCCUUGUCUAUGGGACGGCUGGCCACGUCCUCAACCACAGACGGAUGCACUUCCGGUCGCGUAUAUCCACAGUCACCAUCCAUGAACUUCUGUUCGUCAAUAAGCACCUCGGGAUCCGCAUCGCCAUAUAGAAUUGUGAGCGACCUGUCUAACCGCUGGACAAUGCAAAUUUGAUCGCGUUCUUCAACAACCGCCGUCCACUAAGAGAGCCAGGCCGAAACAAUUCCUUCUCAGCGUGUUCACGGCACCCUCACGCAUGUCAGAUGUAGGCUGCUCAACCCGAGUUGUCUGUAAUCAAGGCGCUCGUGUUUGAGGAGCCAGGUCGUGCAUGUGGCGCGCGUAUACACGGUCACUUUACCCUGUCAGCCACGACGUCCAUUCCACGCUCAAGUCAACUGACCGGCUCGGACAGUGGCUGUGGCCUGAGAAUGUGAAGGAAGAGUGAGAUCGACGACUCAGCGCAUUUUUCUCACAAUUGAAUGCAUUUACUCUAUGCUGAGCCAAAUGCAGUUGCGCUGGAGCGGCCACCUGGUGCGCAUGGACAACGAGUGACUACCAGAACGCCUCUACUACGUAGACGUCGCGACGGGUUCUCGUCGUCACGGAGGCUAGAUUCGCCGUUCAAAGGAUACCCUGAAGUCCUCCCUGAAGCGCCUGCAAAUCAACGCGACCAACUGGGAGGAGCUCGAACUGGACAGACCGGCCUGGCGGAGGACAGUGAAGACAGCCGCUGCGAUCUGCGAAGCCAAUCGCAUCGCUGCCGCCAAAGCGAAACGCGAAGCCCGUAAAUCACAACUUCGUCCAGUACGCAACGCCGCCGCACAACCGCUUCCAAAGUGUCCUCGAUGUCAACGGACAUUCCGGGCUCGAAUCGGACUUGUUGGACAUCUACGGAUCAACUGCACCUCUCGGACUGCCCCAAACAUCGACCCCCGCCCGCAUGCUCCUCAUCCUCAGCGCCACAAACUAACUCUGACACUUCUUCUGGUCCACCACACCCACCACCCUCCUCCUCCUCCUACUCCCACGACGGCCGCUCCGGCGAAUGUCCCAAGCACAACAACCGACAACAUCACCACCACCUCCCCUGACUCCAGCGAUGAGGAUCAGGACUACACCAGCCCUCACUGCGACCGCACCUUCACCUCACACAUCGGCCUGGUCGGUCACUUGCGAAUCCAUCGCACAGAGACUGGGGAACCAGUGCCUGGAGCACCAAUCUACACCCAACGCACUCGACUCCACUGCCCACACUGUCCACGCACCCUCAGACAUCGCAUGGGCCUAUUCGGCCACAUGCGCUUCCACGAGAGCGGCAUUGACCGCACUCCCGACACACCCACCACAUCCAGCACAUCAACCCUGCCCAGCCCCAUACUCGCUCCAUCCGCAUGCGCCACCACCACCUCCUCAGUAGCUGACACUGACACCGCCGACUUCUCAUGCCCACACUGUCCACGCACAUUCACCUCACGCAUCGGCCUGGUCGGUCACUUGCGAAUCCAUCGCACAGAGACUGGCGAACCAGUGCCUGGAGCACCAACCUAUAUCCACCAAGCUCGCCUAAACUGCCCACACUGCCCUCGCACCUUCAGACAUCGCAUGGGCCUAUUCGGCCAUAUGCGCAUCCACGACGACCUGCAGUAGCCAACCGCGGGCCAGACCACACACUCACUCACUCCCUACCUCCCACCACCACACCACAAUCAACCCACCAGGCAUUAUCACUCACACACCCCAUGCACUCACUGCCACCUCCCAUGCAAGUGGGAAGUGUGCAUCUCGACUCGGUCCCCAUGCGGCUUCGGCUGCACGGGUGACUUGUGUCCGAGACUAUCCCGACACGUCAAGUGUCGUGGAUAGGAAGGUUGCUGAUUGAGGCCCGCUCUCGGUUCACGGAUUUCGUCGCGUUGUGUGUGUGUGUGUGUGUGUGUGUGUGUUAUGUGCAGUGGCGGACUGGUGGGCUGGGGACGAACUGCAACAGCACCUUCCACGGCACUCUCACGCAAGUGAGAGACACGCCGUUCAAACCCCGUUGUGUGAAAUCCUGGUGUUUGUGUGUGUAUGGGGGCCAGGUCGUGCUGUGGCGCGCGCAGUCAUGGUCCGUCGACCGUGUCAGCCACGGCGCCCAUUUCCUACUCCAGUCUGCUGACCGGCUCGGACAGCGGCUGGGGUGUGGGAGUGGGAAGGGAGAGUGAUGUCGACGACUCAGCGCACUUUCUCUUCACUAUAAACAAUCUGACGCGCUUGAAGCUAUCACGGUGCGAUAAAGCCGUGGCUUGGAAGGUUGCCAACUGACGGGAUACCUUGGACCUCCUCCUUCACUGGAGGCGGUCUGAGAGUCAGGCUGCAAUGGCUCCUUUUUAAUGUGGCCGUUAUGGCAUUCCUACCACAGUGUGGGAUCCGAGCCAGGCGUUGGCGGCACGCCUAGGUGCGGCUGCUUCGGCCGUGCCAGCCUCCAAAUCUCUGUUGUUGGUUAAAAUCCUGGUUAUUUCUGUGUGGACCAGGGGGUGUGGUGGAACGCCUAGGUGAGGAUCCGUCCGAGCCAUCCACCUGCGGCCUCCCUCGUCUCCGGUCUUCUUGACUUGGUCUUGACACCGGGCUCAGGCGGGGGAGGAGGAGAGAGUGUAGGUAGAUGCUUCGCAAGUCUACUGGCACUUUGAACCCCUGCGCAAGUCACCGUCCCGGCUCCUAACGCUGCUGCAGCUGUGGGGCACACGGUGGACAUAAUCGAAAUCGACGGUCGAACUGUCGUGUCGUCGUGUGUGUGUGUGUGGGGUGUAGGGGUGUCCAGCGGUGGGUUCACGUGUUGGUCGUAGUGGUCGCUCACUUGCUCGCACGUGAGACUACGCCUAGCUUCCAUUUGCUGGCACCCAACUCUCAACCGGUGGCUCCACGUAGCUGGGCUCUGCUCAGCGGCCACACCCCGGGCAACCGUCUCGACCGGCGGGCUAAACCAGGUGAGGGCGCCGUGCGCUGUGCCGUGUGCACAGGUUUUGCGGACUCCGCUGGAUGGAAGGUCGGAUGGAACCUUGCGUCGGCACCGUCGUGACGUUGUCCGUCUCUGCACUCCGCUGGACUGCCGGUGACGCUAUGGAACUCCCACUCGACCUCGCCUUGACGCGCCCACCUACGCCGUCGGAGGCCACAGCUUACGGCGAAUUCGAGUCGCUCUCCACUACAAGCAUAAAGUCGUGGUCCCAUAUUGGAUUUCGGCCGAGCCAAUCGGCUCAUGGCAGCCCUAUUCAGGGGUGGCACUGCCAGCCCCCACGAGGGGAAGGGCCUAGAAAAGGUGGCCUAAACAUUACUGUGCACCACACCGUUUCCAGGCUAGCCACGGCCGCAGACGACUAAACAUGGUCGAAACAAUCGAAAUCGAAACAACAACAAUACCAAUAGCAAUAGCAAACAUACUCAUUCUCCUCAUCCUUACUCUUCUUCACCUUCCUCCGUCUAUUCUUCUGCCUACUCUUCUCCUUCGUCAUCUUCUUCUCCGCCUCCUUCACGUCGCCCCACUCGUUGUCUCCAGACUGAAAGGGUGAGCCCGCUCACUCUGGCAGCCUGGAAUGUUCGUUCCCUUCUAGACAAUCCGGGGGGCAACCGACCGGAACGGAAGACGGCAUUAGUGGCUCGAGAACAGGUGCGAUACAAGGUGGAUAUCGCCGCACUCAGAGAGACCCAAAUCUCCGAAAAAGGCCUACUGGAGGAGGUGGGUGCCGGCUACACCUUCUUCUGGAGUGGUCGACCCAAGGCAGAGCGACGAGACGCGGGUGUCGCCUUCGCCAUCCGGAACGACAUCGUGGGACGACUGCCCUGUCUACCGCAGGGAAUCAACGAUCGCCUGAUGAGCCUCCGUCUACCUCUCCGCCGGAGUGGGGGCACAUUCGCCACCAUCAUCAGCGUCUACGCCCCGCCGAUGAGCUGCCCCGACGCCGCCGCAAGAGACAAAUUCUACGAGGACCUGCACGCACUCUUGGCGACUGUGCCGAAAGCGGACAAGUUGAUUGUCCUCGGCGACUUCAACGCCCGCGUCGGCACAGACCAUACUGCCUGGAGAGGAGUGCUGGGUUCCCAUGGUCUCCGCGACUUCAACGACAACGGCCUGCUGCUGCUCCGCACCUGCGCAGAACACCGCCUCAUCCUGACGAACACGUUCUUCUGUCUGCCGGAGCGAGAGAAGGCCACCUGGAGGCAUCCUCGGUCGCAUCAGUGGCACCUGCUGGACUAUAUUCUCGUCCAAAGGCGUGGCCAGCGGGACGUGCUGGUGACAAAGGCGAUUGCGGGUGCUGACGGGUGGACCGACCAUCGCCUCGUCAUCUCGAAGAUGCGUAUUCGCCUACAGCCUCGCAGGAGACCACAAGAUAAGCGACCCCCAGGUAAGCUGAAUGUUGCCUUGUUGUCUUUGCCCGCUCACCAUCUUCAUUUCAGCAAUGAUCUAGCUCAACGGCUAGACAACCUUCGGAUCGCUGCCGACGACGCCGCUGCCGAGAACGCCCCCUGUCUGCGUGCGUGGCCGAAGUCUGUUAGAGCGGUCGACUGGACUGUGUCUCGCUGUUGA